AUGUCAUUUGGUCACCCUAGAACAGAUACAUGUCAGUUAUGUGACAUGCUUAAAAAUCAAAUUGAUUUUGAAACUGAUGAAGGGAUAAAGUCAAAUUUGGUUAGUGAAAAAGCAUUACAUAUUGAAAAAGCUGAACUAUUUUAUGAAGAUUUAAAAAAAUAUCAAAUCAUAUCCAAAGUGUUGGAAAAUAAGUGUGAAGAGUUGGCAUUUGACUAUCAGCAAAACAUGCCUCUACCUCAUGCCCCAGCUGGUGAUGUGUUUUACCAACGCCAGCUCUGGGUAUAUAAUUUUUGUAUUUUUUCUGGCAGAACUGGUAAAUCUUAUUUUUACAUGGAUAACGAGACAGUAGGUAAAAAAGGGAAAAAUGAAGUAAUGAGUUUUAUAGAACACUUUUAUACCAAUAACUUGGAUCAAGGAGUUGAAACAAUUUACAUGUUUUCUGAUAAUUGCAGUGCACAGAACAAGAACCAUUUCCUAGUUCAAUAUUUAUAUACUGUGGCAAAAACAAAGAAACAUGGAAUUUCAAAAAUUAUUCAUCGUUAUUGUUGCGUCCCAACUGACGUCGAUAUAUACAUCAACGUGGAAAUGAAUACUUGA
Macrosiphum euphorbiae (potato aphid) is the source of this 597-nucleotide messenger RNA. Lineage: Eukaryota; Metazoa; Arthropoda; Insecta; Hemiptera; Aphididae. The record is from the annotation of a GenBank genome assembly.